CUCGUCCCUGUCCUGCCGCAUCGCCCCAUCCUUCCUCGAUCCGAUCGCAAGGAGGAGAAGGGAGAAGUGGGAAGAGGAAGAGAGAUCGGAGAUGGGUGGUGGAAAUGGGCAGAAGUCCAAGAUGGCGCGCGAGAGGAACAUAGAGAAGAACAAAGCCGCCAAGGGCAGCCAGCUGGAAUCGAACAAGAAAGCCAUGACCAUUCAGUGCAAGGUAUGCAUGCAAACAUUUAUAUGUACCACAUCGGAAGUCAAGUGCAGAGAACAUGCUGAAGCAAAGCAUCCCAAGUCUGAUGUUUCUCAGUGCUUCCCCCACCUUAAGAAGUAGUAAGCAAGCGACAAGGAAGCCUAUCAAGUGUGGUUGAAAUAGGUAUGGGUAAAAUACCUCUGAAUGGUAAUAUAAAGGUUGCAGACUUUAUUGAUCUGAACUAUUUGUGUCUUUCAUCUUUAUAUCACCAUCACAUAUGUUGUGUGUUUUAAACUAAUUAAGAAUGUGUGUGUGCUUCUUUCCGGACCAAAAUUUUCUUCUUCUCUUUCUGAUA
Molecule: messenger RNA, 539 nt
Organism: Musa acuminata AAA Group (dessert banana)
Lineage: Eukaryota; Viridiplantae; Streptophyta; Magnoliopsida; Zingiberales; Musaceae
Exons: 3
Coding region: 92-325 (77 amino acids)
Source: RefSeq, a predicted model, not a curated record